Molecule: messenger RNA, 1164 nt
Organism: Cantharellus anzutake
Lineage: Eukaryota; Fungi; Basidiomycota; Agaricomycetes; Cantharellales; Hydnaceae
Product: CDK-activating kinase assembly factor MAT1-domain-containing protein
Exons: 6
Coding region: 1-1164 (387 amino acids)
Biological process (GO): nucleotide-excision repair; positive regulation of cyclin-dependent protein serine/threonine kinase activity; regulation of transcription by RNA polymerase II
Cellular component (GO): transcription factor TFIIH holo complex
Molecular function (GO): cyclin-dependent protein serine/threonine kinase activator activity
Source: RefSeq, a predicted model, not a curated record
AUGUCCGUGCCGUGGCUAAAAGGGUCAACGAAGAGGUCUACUGCAGGGAGAGUUAUAUCGACAUCCAAUGGGUUAGGAGGCAUAGGCGCGCAGAUAUUCUCUGGAGGUGUGAAGGAUCCUACUGGGAAGACGACAGAGUACUCCUCUAUGGAGGAUGAAUGUCCCGUUUGCAAAAGCGAUAGGUAUCUCAACCCAAAGCUUCGCCUCUUAGUCAGCACCUGCUACCACAAAAUGUGUGAGUCCUGUAUCGAUCGAUUGUUCACUCUGGGGCCAGCUCCGUGUCCAAUAUGUGGCAAGACGCUCCGUAAAAUGCAGUUUUCGCCGCAAACAUUCGAAGAUCUUGUUGUUGAGAAAGAGGUCGCAGUUCGGAGGCGAAUGGCGAAAGAAUUCAACAAGCGCAGAGAGGAUUUCCCUGACCUAAAAUCAUUUAAUGAUUAUCUUGAAGAAGUCGAGGACAUCACGUUUAACCUAAUCAACGGAAUUGACACCCAAAAGACGGAGGAACGAAUAGCAGCAUUUCGGGCUCAAAAUGCGACGAUAAUUGAACUCAAUAUACAACGAGACGAGCGCGAAGCAGCGAUGGUCCGCGUCGAGGAGGAGCGGUUGAAAAAGGAGCAAGCAGAUCGCGCCGAAGAAGCGAGAUUAGAAGAGGAAGAAGAAAGAAAGGAGCGGGAGAAACGUGAAAGAGAUAUUAUUGAUGGUCUGCAACAAAGCAAUGCUUCUGCUUCCAAAAUUAUAGCCAGGACACGUGCUGAGGCAGCUAAAAGGGCCAAAGUCGCAAACGUCCAAGCUGUCCAGCAAACCUCAGCCGCAACUGCUGCUACCGCUGCGCAGCGUAUCCGUUCGAACGUCAAAGACAUUCCGCAUGUUCCCUUCACAGACCCAUAUUACUCCGAGACUGGCCAAGGUGUAUGGGGGAAAUUCACGCUUAAAGAAAAGUAUGUUGAUCCUGGGACAGAUGGUAUACUAAGAGAUGUUGGGAUUAUCGGUGGGAACGAAGUUGCCAAAGCGGGCGGAUAUGAUGUAAGGGAGGUCUGGGAGCGAGCAGUGAGGAUGAGCAUUGAGGGUUUGGGCAUCGGGGUCAGCCAAUUGUCAUUAGAGGCGGAGACGAGCCAAGAACACAACGAGAAUGACAAAAGUACCGAAAUGGCUCCGGCCAAGUGA